This is a messenger RNA of Anopheles cruzii, 2094 nucleotides long. Its product is annotated as probable cytochrome P450 6a14. Gene Ontology annotation, molecular function: iron ion binding; oxidoreductase activity, acting on paired donors, with incorporation or reduction of molecular oxygen; monooxygenase activity. Lineage: Eukaryota; Metazoa; Arthropoda; Insecta; Diptera; Culicidae. The transcript is spliced from 4 exons. The record is from RefSeq and is a predicted model, not a curated record. The coding region runs from base 1 to 2094 and encodes 697 amino acids.
AUGUCUUUCUGUCUGUACGAGUUGGCGCUACACCAGGAACUGCAGGACCGAGCACGUCAGGAAGUAACAACCGUUCUGAAGAAUCAUGGCAAUUCCAUCACCUACGAGGCAGUGCACGAGAUGAAAUACAUUGAGAUGUGCAUUAACGAAUCACUGCGAAAGUAUCCACCGGCGACCACUUUGACCAGGAAGAUUACCAAGGACUACCGAGUUCCGUUCGAGUGCAGUUCUCCGGUGCUGAACAAGGGGCUGAACGUGCUGGUUCCUGUGUACGCCAUUCACCACGAUCCCGAUUACUAUCCCGAACCGGAGCGCUUUGAUCCGGAGCGGUUCUCGGCGGAAGAAUGUGCUAAACGUCAUCCGUUCGCUUUUCUGCCGUUCGGUGAAGGUCCGCGCAUUUGCAUCGGUAUGCGCUUCGGGAUGAUGCAGGCCAGGAUUGGAUUGGUGUACCUGUUGAAGCACUUCCGCUUUACGCUCGUAUCGCACAAGAUGCGUGUGCCGCUGAAGAUCAACCCGUCCAGCCUCAUCCUGUCCAUCGAGGGUGGACUAUGGCUGAAUGUCGAAAAAAACGUUCUCACGAUGUGGGUCACUUUGUUAGUCCUGACACUGCUGGCGGCCACCUACUGGGUCCGGCAGCGUAUGUCCUACUGGAAGCGGCGUGGAGUUCCUGUCGUGGAACCGUCGUUCCCGCAGGGGAACCUACAUGGUGUCGGCAAAAAGUAUCACAUCUCCGAGGUACUCCAGAACUGCUACAAACAGCUGAAAGGAUCGGGCAAUCCGUUCGGUGGCUUCUACUUCUUCAUCAACCCAUCGGCACUGCUGCUGAACUUGGAUCUGGUCAAAAACGUGCUGGUGAAGGAUUUCGAAUACUUCCACGAUCGCAACGUGUACCAUAAUGACCGCGAUGAUCCCCUCGCGCGCCAUCUGGUCGCCAUGGAGGGUUCCAAGUGGCGUAAUCUGCGCGCCAAGCUAACACCGACAUUCACCUCCGGGAAGAUGAAGAUGAUGUUCGCUACGGUGACGGCCGUUGCGGAGCAGUUCACGCAUUGUCUAACGGAGACGACCGCGGACAAUCCGGAGGUCGAAAUGAAGGAUCUGCUGGCGCGGUUCACGACCGACGUGAUCGGUACGGUUGCGUUCGGACUCGAAUGCAACAGCUUGAAAGAUCCGCAGGCCAAGUUCCGCGUCAUGGGCCGUAAAGUGUUCCAACCGUCUUCGUAUCGUGUGAUGAAGUUUUUCUUGGCCAGCCAGUUCCAGGACUUGGCGCACAUGCUGCGCGUCACGCUCACGCCACCGGAUAUUACCGAGUUCUUUAUGGGCGUUGUGAAGGACACGGUGGAAUACCGGGAGAAAAACAAUGUGCAACGCAACGACUUUAUGACGCUGCUGAUGAAUAUUAUGAAGGACCAAGAAAAGGCGAUGCCGGGGACAACCGAUUCCGGGGACCGCCUCACGACGGAAGAUAUGGCUGCUCAGGCAUUCGUUUUCUUCCUGGCCGGUUUCGAGACGUCUUCGACAACGAUGUCUUUCUGUCUGUACGAGUUGGCGCUACACCAGGAACUGCAGGACCGAGCGCGUCAGGAUGUGAUCACCGUUCUGAAGAAUCAUGGCAAUUCGAUCACCUACGAGGCAGUGCACGAGAUGAAGUACAUUGAGAUGUGCAUUAACGAAUCAUUGCGGAAGUAUCCACCGGCGACAACUCUGACCAGGAAGGUUACCAAGGACUACCGAGUUCCGUUCGAGUGCAGUUCUCCGGUGCUGACCAAGGGGAUGAACGUGGUGAUUUCGGUGUACGCCAUUCACCACGAUCCCGAGUACUAUCCCGAACCGGAGCGCUUCGAUCCGGAGCGGUUUUCGGCGGAAGAAUGUGCCAAACGCCAUCCUUUCGCUUUUCUGCCGUUCGGUGAAGGUCCGCGCAUUUGCAUCGGUAUGCGUUUCGGGAUGAUGCAGGCCAGGAUUGGCUUGGCGUACCUGCUGAAGCACUUCCGCUUUUCGCUCGUGUCGCACAAGAUGCGUGUGCCGCUGAAGAUCAGCUCGUCCAGCCAAAUACUGUCCAUCGACGGUGGACUGUGGCUGAAUGUCGAAAAGUUGUGA